Penicillium angulare is the source of this 822-nucleotide messenger RNA. RefSeq lists its product as uncharacterized. The record is from RefSeq and is a predicted model, not a curated record. Bases 1 to 822 code for a protein of 273 amino acids. NCBI's taxonomy places the organism in Eukaryota, Fungi, Ascomycota, Eurotiomycetes, Eurotiales, Aspergillaceae. The transcript has a single exon.
AUGGUCCCUGGCCAAGCGGUCGUGCUGUAUUGGCACCUGCGUAUCGUGGUCCAUGAUAUUGCGAGCCUACGAUGGGUCUUGUGGAUGGCUUUUACGAAUUCUUGCAUCUUUCACGUACCUAUGACUGUGCUAUUCUUUGGCGUGAGCAGCGGCGACGCCCGCUUCGUACGGCCGGCCAUGAUCUACGAUCGUAUCCAAGUGACGGGCUUUUGCAUCCAGGACCUGAUCAUCUGCGGUUUGUAUAUGCGCGAAGCAAUGCGGUCGCUGAAAUUAAUCACGCAGAUGCGCGGUCCCGACGGACGCAAAGUCAUGAUUCAUCUCAUUUGGGUGAACGUACUCGUGGUCGUCAUGAAUAUCCUGCUCCUCAUCACAGAGUACAAAGUGCACUAUAUCCAAGUCAGUUUCAAGACAGUGGUGUACAGCAUCAAGCUAAAGCUGGAGUUCUCUGUGCUCAAUCGGCUCUGCACUCUCGUGCAAUCAUUACCGUGUAUUUGUCAACAGAGUCAUAACCAACAAGGGCCACCAAACAAUGCGAACUCUCAGAACGCAAAGAUUGAAAGCUCAGACGGUCGCUCAGGCAUGAAGGAGCGGUCUGAGUUAAACCAGGUCCCCUCGCCACAAGAUUUGCCGCCUUCCCAUGCCUCUGGGCUUGGAUCGACGUCACACAAGCGCCCUGAUAAUCAUAUUCGUCUGCGCGAAGACUUUUCUUCGGCAUCGACUUUCUUCGACAGUAACCUCCCGGGAUCUGUCACGGGAUCAGCAGAAAAUUUAUGCAGGGUCGAAUCAGAAGCGUCCGAUGGAGGGCCAAAACUUGAUGUCUGA